AUGGGAGAGUCGCGUCCGACGGCUGAAGAUGAUGAUGAGGACGAGGAGGCGCCUGUUCGUCAAAUCAAGACCCAGCCGCGAGGGGACGAUGGCUACGUUCCUGGCUCUAUCGUUCGCAUUAAGCUGCACAAUUUCGUCACAUACGACGAUGUCGAGUUUCGCCCUGGCCCUUACCUCAACAUGAUUCUUGGUCCCAAUGGGACGGGAAAGAGUAGUAUCGCCUGCGCGAUCUGUUUGGGUCUCAACUGGCCUCCUACCGUUCUGGGACGCGCUGCGGACGUGCCCUCCUUCGUCAAGAUGGACGCCGACAGUGGUUUCAUUGAAAUCGAGUUGAAAGGCUCGAAAGGAGAGGACAAUGUCGUCAUCCGCAGGGUCAUUCACAGGAACAGCAGAGUGACGACUUUCACCUUGAACGGUAAAUCCAGCACAGGAAAGGACGUCAAUGCGAAGAUGGAAGAGCUGAACGUGCAAGUUGGCAAUCUAUGCUCCUUCCUGCCGCAAGACAAGGUGUCCGAAUUCGCGGCCAUGUCGCCACAGCAGUUGUUGCGUGAGACCCAACGUGCAGCCGGCGAUAAGAGCCUCUCAAAGUGGCACGCAACGCUCAUCGAACACGGGAAGACGCUCAACGGAGUGCAAGCUAAAUUGAACGAGGAGAUCACGCAGCUGAACCAGAUGAAGGAGCGCAACGAAGCCAUCGAACGCGACGUUCAACGCUUCUUGGAACGCAAGCAAAUCGAAGAUGCUAUUGCUCUCCUCAAAGUCCUCAUCCCGACUCGGAUCUACGACGAGAUGCGUACAGCGUUCCAGAAAAUCAAGCUACAACAGCGUCAACAGCACAAGCUGGUUUCUUUGCUCAAGGAGAAGAACGCUCCCGCGCACGCCAAGUUGAAGUACUUAGAGGCAAAGCAUGCGGCAAUGGAGCAGUCGAGGAACAGACAGAAGAAAACAAUCAUCGAUCUCUUCACCAAGCUCGCUGACCUGUCGAAGCAGAGCGAGAAAUACUACGACGAGGCCGAGGAGAUCAAUCGUCGGAUGGACGACGCGGAGAAGGAUGAGAAGAACAGGAUCAACAGGAUACGGGGUCUCGAAAACGAUAUCGCUAAGAUUAAGGAGAAGCUUGAAGAGGAGGUCAAGAUCGAGGACGAGAAAGAGCUCGAGGCCGAAAGGCGACAAGUCGCCGAACGCAUGCGUGUUGCGAGGGAAGCCAUGGGCGUCUUGCAAGACAGGAUGAGGGAGGUUGCGAACCAGAAGGCGCAUCUUAACCAUCGCAUUCAGCGGCUUCAGGAGGAGCUGAAUGGUCUGGCUCAGUACGAGAACAGGCAGCUGUCGCGCCUUCAUCAGUCGGAUAAGGACGCUGCCGACGCCGUUGUGUGGCUCAGGCGGAACCGGGACAAGUUCCAGAUGGAGGUCAUCGAGCCUGCCUUCAUCUCCGUAUCGGUGGUCAAGGAGUACAAUGGUCGUCCCACUCCUGCGUCGAUUGCAGAUGCUGUCGAGGCAUGCAUUACUGGAUAUAUGCCCAGAAUGUUCGUUGCGCAGUGCCAGGAGGAUGCGGAUACGCUCAACCACUGGGUCAACGAUACCGACCAAGCACUUGGGAGAAGGGCGAGCAUUGCCGUCUGGUACAAGCCACAAGAUCAACUCUCCCCGCCGCCCGUGCCGUCGGAACAGCUAUCUGCGCUGGGCUUCGAGGGGUAUGCGCUUGAUUUCGUCAAGUGCCCGGAACCGAUGCGCUGGUUCCUGUCCAGUAAUGCUGGCAUGCACGCAAUCGCCAUAUCCUUGUCCGAGCAACGCACCGAUGUGAGCCAGAUGACGGAUAUCGUCGGCAACUGCGGUGGAGGGUCGUUCAUCGUAGAUCACACGCGGCACUCAAUCUCGAAGUCACGCUACGGUAGAAGGACGGUGACGUCCUCGACGUACACUUUCGGGAGGGCGAAUAUCUUCGCAGUUGAUGCGCAAGCGCCGUCAGUCGACGAGGGUGUCCGCGGCCGGCUGAUCUCUGGGAUGCAGGAGGCGCAGAAGGAGGUUGAGAUGCUCGACGAGCAGAUCAGGGAGGUCGAGGCCGAGAUUGCCACUGCGAACGGCAAGGGGAGAGAGUUGAACGCCGAGAUGGAUGCAGUUAAGAAGCGAGCCGACGUGAUCAAGCAGACCAAGAACAAGCAGGCCCAGCUGAAGUCACAACUUCAGACCAAACGUGACCGGCUCCGGACGACUCAGAACGAGCAGCCCAUCGAGGAGAAGCGUGCCAAGCUCAAGAAGGAUUUGCUCGAGCUGGGCACGAGGCGCAUCAAGCUGACCAAGGAAAUCAUUGAUCUCGCCCGUACAAUUCGCGACGAACAAACGAAGAACACGAUGACCGGCAUCAAGCACCUGCAGCUCGCCGCGAACAAGGAGGCGCUGGAGAAGCUCUUCAAAGAGAAGGACGACAAGUAUCAGAAGGCAUUGGCGAAGUUCGCGGAACUCGAUAAGCAGUAUCAGAACGACAAGGUUCAGACGAAGGCUGCGCUCGACGCUAGCCACGCCGCGCUGGGCGAUUGCGAGCCGGAUAUACGCGCGCAGUACGAGGAGAUCCAGCGCAAGCGUGCUGAGUACAAGGCGGCUGUCGAGCAGGCGAAGAAGGAAGGCAGGGAUGAGCCUGAGCCGCCUGAGGACAUGGACCAGCGAACGGCGGAGGAUCUGCAAACUGAGCUGGACAAUGAAGAGGCUAAGCUCGAGCUCAACAGCAAUAACAACCCUGGUGUGGUGGAGCAGUACGAGGCUCGCAAGCGUCAGAUCGAGGUGCUCGAGCGGACCAUCGAGAAGGAGCAGCGGGAAGCGGCCGGUCUGGAGAAGAAGAUCAAGCGCGCUCAGGAUAAUUGGAAGCCCGCGCUCGAGAAGCUCGUGUCAAGUAUCGGCAAGAAGUUCUCCGCAACCUUCGAUCGUAUUGGCUGCGCGGGCGAGGUUCGCAUACGCGAGGAUCCCGACUACGAGAAGUGGGCCAUCGACAUCCUCGUCAAAUUCCGCGACAGCGAGAAGCUUCAGUUGCUGACUGCGCAGCGACAGUCGGGUGGCGAACGCUCGCUCACAACCAUCCUCUACCUCAUGAGUUUGACGGAAGAGGCGCGGGCUCCCUUCUCCCUUGUCGAUGAAAUCAACCAGGGCAUGGACCAACGUGCCGAGCGCAUGGUGCACAACUCGAUGGUGGAGGUUACAUGCAAGCCGGAGAGCGCACAGUACUUUCUCAUCACGCCUAAACUGCUGCCCGACCUCAAGUACCACGAGCGCAUGAAGAUCCUCUGCGUCAACAAUGGCGAAUGGUUGCCCGAGGACACGUCGGCAGGUGGCAACAUGAACGACAUGAUCACCAGGUUCUUGCGCCACCGCAACAAGAAUGCGAAUGCUGCGUAG
Messenger RNA from Schizophyllum commune H4-8, 3384 nucleotides. RefSeq names its product P-loop containing nucleoside triphosphate hydrolase protein. Gene Ontology annotation, biological process: double-strand break repair via homologous recombination. The transcript is spliced from 22 exons. Gene Ontology annotation, molecular function: ATP hydrolysis activity; ATP binding. The coding region runs from base 1 to 3384 and encodes 1127 amino acids. Lineage: Eukaryota; Fungi; Basidiomycota; Agaricomycetes; Agaricales; Schizophyllaceae. The record is from RefSeq and is a predicted model, not a curated record. Gene Ontology annotation, cellular component: Smc5-Smc6 complex.